Messenger RNA from Aplysia californica (California sea hare), 753 nucleotides. RefSeq names its product ADP-ribosylation factor GTPase-activating protein 1. The record is from RefSeq and is a predicted model, not a curated record. NCBI's taxonomy places the organism in Eukaryota, Metazoa, Mollusca, Gastropoda, Aplysiida, Aplysiidae. Gene Ontology annotation, biological process: regulation of endocytosis; regulation of ARF protein signal transduction. Gene Ontology annotation, molecular function: GTPase activator activity. Gene Ontology annotation, cellular component: Golgi membrane.
AACUGCUUUGAAUGCGGUGCUCACAACCCUCAAUGGGUCAGUGUGACAUAUGGAAUAUGGAUCUGUCUAGAGUGCUCUGGAAAGCACCGUAGCCUAGGUGUCCACCUAAGCUUUGUCCGGUCUGUGUCAAUGGAUAAGUGGAAAGAUUCUGAGCUUGAGAAAAUGAAGGCAGGAGGCAACAGGAUGUGCAAAGAAUUUUUCAAGUCUCAGCCUGACUACAAAGAAGGGAUGGGCCUACAGGAGAAAUACAACACCAAAGCUGCUGCUCUUCUGAGAGACAAGGUGUCAACCGUGGCAGAAGGCAAAUCAUGGAGUAUAGAGUCGUCGUCUGCUAGAAACUACGUGGCAUUCCAACCAGCUCGUCUGGCCUCUUCCGCGUCUACAUCUCGUCUGUCAGCCAACAACACGUCAUCGUCAUACAGUGGUGGUGGCGGCGGCAGUUUUCACAACAGCAGCAGCACUGGAGACCUGGGUGGCUCCUACAACAGUGGCUACCAAGACUCUGACUCCCUGUCCAAUGACUACGUGAAGAGACAGAAGGACAACUACUUUAGCAAAGUCCAACAAGAAAAUGCCAGCAGACCAGAUCAUUUACCUCCGAGCCAAGGGGGAAAGUACACUGGCUUUGGAAACACCCCCUUUGAGUCUGAGAAAAAGGACGAUUUUUUUGACAACACAAUGUCUUCUUUAUCAUCGGGAUGGUCGAUGUUUGCCGUCAGUGCUACAAAGUUUGCUUCAGCCGCCUCAGAAAAG